Molecule: messenger RNA, 7392 nt
Organism: Strongylocentrotus purpuratus (purple sea urchin)
Lineage: Eukaryota; Metazoa; Echinodermata; Echinoidea; Camarodonta; Strongylocentrotidae
Product: band 3 anion transport protein
Exons: 24
Coding region: 248-3994 (1248 amino acids)
Biological process (GO): regulation of intracellular pH; transmembrane transport; monoatomic anion transport
Cellular component (GO): plasma membrane
Molecular function (GO): solute:inorganic anion antiporter activity; monoatomic anion transmembrane transporter activity
Source: RefSeq, a predicted model, not a curated record
GCCUGUAAGCUCCGCUUUACCAGCUCGCAUUCAUUCAUAUCAAGACAAGUGGAGCUAGAGCUAGAUUGGGAUCUUCUUCUUCUUCGAUGCAGUAAUAGUAUCUUCAUUUGUCAUUCUUCCCCAUACAGUACAUACACAGAGCCAGAGAGCUCGAGAGGGUAACAAACCCUUGAAUUAUCUAGAGCUAAUUUGGUACAUGAGAGUUACAACCUUAUUUAGGCAGUAAGGAGAAUAACCAACAGCCAAGAUGUCACAGAAUGGCCGUCCCGCUACAUCAAAGGAGAAGAGUGAUGCAAGUCUUAAUCUUCAGGUUGAGGAGCUGUUAAAGCCGCCUGAAAAGCUCCCUCUAACAAGCAGUCCCUUGGAUGGGGAGCCAGAGACUCACUUCCCUCAGUUCGGAGAGAAGGAUUAUGAAAGCCAUCGAAGCGAAGAUGUCCUAGUCCACCACCAGCUGGAUCCAUUACCACAGAGAGGUUCUUCCAAGAGUUUGAAAGAUCAUGAUGCACAGCACCAAAAGAUACGCACCAGCCACUCCAGCAAGAGCAUCGCCGAGGCAACGGAGGAACUCAUCACCAGUAUUGCUGAAGAAACUAUUGGAGAUAGUGUGGAUGGGGGAGAAAAGAGUACACCGAAGUUCAUCAUUGGAGAAGACGAUGGGGCUGAGACACCAGUCCGAUCUGAAAGUCAGUCAGAUGAGAAGGGGCUUCAUGCAGAGGCAAACUCAAAGUUCAAUGAGAAGCCUGGAUCUCACAAGCACCAUCGUCACCAUCACCACGGCAAGAAGCAGCGCAAUCUGUCCGAUGACCCCAACGAACGUCUACGACAGGGUAGCGAUGUCAAUCUCAAGAUGCACGACAUCUCCAUCAAGAUCGGCGGGGAUGAUGAUGAGGAGGAAGGAGAGAUGAAUCCAUCCAUUAGGGAGACCAUGGCUGUCCAUCGUCUUGGUGAUAUGUCAGGUGGAGGACGCCACCACCAUUCUUCUCGCAAGCACAACGUGAGCUCCUUUGUCCAUGUGCGCGGGAGAACACCCUCAGGGGAGAAGAACACAUCACCGCGAAAGAAGAAGGAAUACGAUCAUCGGCCCCACGAGGUCUUUGUGGAGUUGGAUGAGUUGUACAAGGAGGAGGGCCAUGAGAUGCAAUGGAAAGAGAAAGCUCGCUGGAUCAAGUAUGAGGAAGACGUUGAAGAAGGGGCGCAGCGCUGGGGUAAACCUCACGUCGCUUCCCUCUCCUUCCACAGUCUGGUGGAGCUUAGACAGUACCUAGAACAUGCCACCGCUUUGUUUGAUUUGGAGGAGACCAACCUCUCCAAUAUCUUCCACCGUAUCGUUGACAGCAUGAUCAAUGCCGAUCAGAUCAAAGAAGAGAACCGAGCGGACAUUAUGAGGGCGCUAUUGCUCAAACAUAAGCACGUGAACGAUGGCGGCAACAGUAUUCUUCGAAACUUCUCCACCAUUUCCCUGGGUUCCAUGGAUGACAAGAAGGGUGAAAGACACAAUGAGAAACAUCAUCACCACCCCUCUGGCAUCUUGAAGAACCUGUCAUCGAUCAGUCUGACAGGACACGGUCAGACAAAGCCUGAAGCUGAGGUACGCAUUCCGAUGAUCAACAAAGACGGCAAAGCCAACACCAACGGCUUGUCCAACGAGAACCAGAAUGCAUCGUCUGGUGCCUUCAAGACCACACCCUCUUCAACAUCUCUGAUGAAACUUGCCCAUAAGCUGGACCACAAGAAGAUCGAAGGCAUCAUGCGCAAGAUCCCCCAGGAUGCUGAAGCAACCUCUGCCCUGGUGGGCGAGGUGGACUUCCUGGAGACCCCGGCCGUCUCCUUCGUGCGCCUUGCAGAAGGAACCAUCCUGGAUAAUUUCUCUGAGGUGCCCAUCCCUGUCAGGUUCCUCUUUGUGAUGCUGGUGCCGACCCAUUCGGACAUCAACUACCAUGAACUUGGAAGAUCUUUCUCUACCCUGAUGUCCAAUGAUCACUUCCAUGAGACUGCGUACCAAGCAGAGUCAAUGAGGGAUCUCCUGACAGCCAUGAACACCUUCAUCGAUCACACCAUCGUACUACCCCCGGGAGACUGGGACAGGGAACUGCUCCUUCCGGUACUCCGCAUGCAGCAUGAGAAGAUGAAGAAGAUGAGGGCCGAAACGCUAGCAGAGGAGGCUGAUGGGGACAUGACGGUCGUUGAUAUCUCUACCAAGCAGCAACCGUACUCAAAUCUCCCUGAUCCACUCAAGAGGACAGGUAAGAUCUUCGGAGGCCUGAUCAACGAUGUCCGACGUCGCUACCCCCACUACUGGUCCGACAUCAGGGACGGAAUCAACUUCCAGUGCGUGGCUGCUUUCUUCUUCAUCUUCUUUGCUGCUCUCUCUCCAGCCAUCACGUUUGGCGGUCUGUUAGCUGAUAAGACUGAGAACUGGAUUGGUGUGUCUGAGACCAUUGUUGCCACAGCGAUCAAUGGAUGCAUCUUUGCGCUGCUCUCAGGACAACCGUUGACCAUCAUUGGAGUGACCGGUCCUAUUCUUGUCUUUGAAGAAAAUCUGUAUUCGUUCUGCACCGACCGCAACAUUGAGUACCUUCCGUUCCGGGUUUGGGUCGGUAUCUGGCUCUUUGUGAUCAUCACCGUCAUGGUGGCGUUUGAAGGGAGCGUUCUGGUUCAGUACUUUACACGGUUCACAGAGGAGAUCUUUGCGUUCCUCAUCGGACUCAUCUUUGUCUACGAAGUAUUCAACAAGCUUUACAAGACCUUCAAGACGCAUCCUCUCUUGGAAGACUACUGCGUGGUUCCUGGAACCGAUGACCCCAUGAACUACACUGAGCUCUGGACCACCUCCUACACUGAAUACACGGAUGAGAACGGAACUGUCGUGUAUGAUCUUGCCACGCCUUCAUACAACAUGACUGGCAACAUGACCGGCAACAUGACUGGUAUGGGUGUCUGUUCUUCAGCUAAGGUGGUGGUAGAUGGCCAACCAAACACUGCUCUCUUGUCAACCAUUCUUACACUCGGCACUUUCUUCUUGGCUUACUUCCUUCGCAAAUUCCGACAAGGACGUUUCCUCGGAAGGAGUGCAAGGAAGAUGAUUGGAGACUUUGGAAUCCCUAUCUCUAUCCUUGUCUUUGUGAGUGUGGACUUCUUAAUCAAGGCUACAUACACACAGAAACUGGAUGUCCCCGAUGGUCUGAAGCCCUCCGAUGUGUGCAAGCGUGGUUGGUUUGUAAACCCUCUUGGUAUCAACAAACCUCUUGGUAUCGGUCUCAUGUUUGCUGCAGCUAUCCCUGCCCUACUGGCCUUCAUUCUCAUGUACAUGGAGACACUCAUCACCGGACUGAUUAUAAACAAGAAGGAUAACAAGAUGAAGAAGGGAUCCGGCUUCCAUCUCGACACGUUCAUCAUUGGUUGCAUGGCUGUCAUGAACGGUCUCUUAGGAUUGCCCCUGGUCUGGGCCGCCACCGUCCGGUCCGUCACCCACGUCGGGGCCCUGUCCGUCUUCAGCAAGUCCCACGCUCCGGGAGAGAAGCCAAAGCUCAUGAAGAUCAUCGAGCAGAGGGUCACUGCACUUCUCAUCCAUAUUGUUAUAGGUGCGUCCAUCGCCAUCUCCCCCCUCCUCCGGCAGGUGCCUCUAGCCGUUCUCUUUGGUGUGUUCCUCUACAUGGGUGUGACCUCACUCAAUGGUAUCCAGAUGGUAGAGAGAGCUAGUCUCCUCUUCAUGCCCGUCAAACAUCAUCCUGAUACACGCUAUGUCAGGGAGGUGCGUACAUGGAGGAUGCACAUCUUCACCAUCAUCCAGCUAGGCUGCCUUGCUAUCCUGUGGAUCAUCAAACUCACUCCGGCCGCCCUGGCAUUCUCUUUCUUCCUCAUCCUCCUCGUACCGAUCAGGAGUCAACUCAAGAGGAUCUUUACCAAGCAGGAGUUAGACGCGCUUGACAGUGAUGAGGUGGAUGCUAAUGAGGAUGAAGACGAUGAGUAUCAAACUGUCCACAUGCCUCAGUAGAGGUCAAAGGUCAUCCGCUGCUUUCUGUCUCCAAGGGAGAGUGUUGUGUUGAAAUCUUGCUGCCAAUAAAAAACGCACUUUCAACCCGAAAUGUCUUCUCUGAUUCCCCACCGAACUAAUUCUUCAAUAUCAUAGUUGUAUAUCAAUCGUCAUGAAAGGUUCAAAGGUCAUGUAAGGUUAAAAGGUCAUAUUGGCCCUUUGUAACAUAAUUAGAUAUCAACUUUGUUUGAGCCUUGUGUUGAGCUACUAUUCUAUUAUUGAAGUUUAUUGCUUCUAACUGCCUUCCAACCUCUUGCAUGAAAAGUGUGUAUUGUUUGACGUCUAGCCCCCCAAAACACCACAAAAUGUAAUUUGAUUCCUAAACCUGUAUAUCAAGUAGCAUAUUGCAAACUAUAUGUAGUAUGUAGUAUGUUGCUAGCAUUACCGUUCAUGAUAAAUGGAUGUACCCCAAAAUACACAAAAAUUUGCAGAGAAUUAUUUCUUAGGGUGCAAAAGAAUUGUGCAGAAAUAUGUAUCAUUUACCAUUGUAAUAACAGGGUUUGAAAAUCAUUGUAUCACUGUUGGGUAACGGUAUCUGUGCAGCACUUCACAUUAUUCAAAUAUUAAUUGUCUUGAUAAAGUAUGAUAUUGUCAACGUAGAGCCAAAUGGGUGUUUACUCUGUGUUUAUGAGUUAAUGCCCUUCUGGCUCUGAACAGUCAAUAUGUACAGUAUGAAGAGUUGUUUCUGUCUGACAGUGUACCCACAGUUAAGUUUGCACCUUGGUAGGCACCGAGUAGUUCCGACGAAAGGACAAGUAGGUUAAACCCCCAUGCUCUUACCCUACAUGAUAUCUACAGACCAUCGGCUCAGAGCCAGAAGGAUGUUAACUCGUAUCAUUGACUAAACACCCUUCUGGCUCUCAACUGACGAUUUGUUAAUUAAUAGCUCAUUAUCAGAAAGACCUUCACGUUGAAAUGCAUUUAUAGUGAAAUGAUAGAUGCCUUUCAGCGUUCAUGUAUUCUCGCACAAACUCAUGAGGAUUAAUCCAACUAUCUGGCUAGGAUUGCAUUUAUAUAUAUGUUAUUAUUUCAUGACUGCAUUGUACAGUUCUAUGGGACAAAAUUUAAUUGUUAACGUCAUUGCAUUGCAUUUUUAUCAAGUACUUUUUUUCUACUCUGCCUUCAGUACUAUGCAAAUGAAUUUUGAAAUUGAAAGAGCACUUAGGCUCCAACAGAGGCUUUGUAAAAAAAUAUAUUAAAAAGUAGUGUAAAAUAUAAUUAAAAGAUGUGUUAUUUAUCUUUCCAUAGUGUUAAUAUUAUAAAAGUGAUUAAAAAACUAUUUUGCCUAUUAUUAAAGAGUACUUCUUUCUAAAAAAAAUGAUUUGAUUAAAAAAAACACUCUUUCUUUGAGUUGUCUUUCUGUAAUACCAACUUUAUCACUAUUUUCUCUUCGUUUUCCCCAGUCAGUGAUAAUUGAAAGAAUGUAAGUUUGACUUUAAUGAUGUAAAAAUCAUCACUCUUUUGACUGAAAAUGACACCAAACUGUACUUUGUGAGACAAUUAUUGCAUCGCUUUCUCCUCGCUGAAAUGAUGUUUUUGAAGCAUUUUGUGGAGAAAACUGAAAAAUAGGUGUGAAGCUUUGGCGUAUUUAUAAAGAUAAUUCUGUUUGUGAUUGUGUCUUUGAGUUGUCAUUUUCUGUGUAGCUGUGAGAGUUUUCACAUAUUUUGUACAGGCUUCCAAUAACUCAAAGUCUCUGUGAAAUAUUAUAUAAAUGGUGCUUUCAUUAAAGAAAAUAUAUUUAAUUUGUUUAUAUAAAUCCAUAUUAUUUUUAUACCCUCCUAGUAAUUCUCUGAAGCUUUACUGAACCUAAAUAUAAUCCUAUUUGACAAAGUUAUCUCUCAGAUUAUUUUACUAUUUUCAUCAAGACCAUUGACCUUAAAUAGCCAUUUAGUUUUUGACAAAUGAAAUGAUUAUAUUCUUGUUUUGAAAUAAUUGAAGAUUGUUAUGAGAUUUAAAUAGUAAUUUGGUGAUAGAGAUUUUCAUUCCAUUAACUGACAAACUACAUUUUUUAUCAAUCUUUUUUCUAAUAUUUGUUAUGGUUUUCACUGAAAUAAGGCUGUAAUUUGUAAGUGGAGAUACAAACAAAUUACACAAACAGAACUGAAACACAUACCUUUGAAUAUCAUUAUCUACUGAAAUUUAAAUAUUAGUAUUUUCUUGAUGUUUCUAUAUAUUGCUUUAAUUACUUUGGUACUCCUUUUAUAAAUGGAACAUUAUGGUAAUUUUGUACUGCUUUCUUUGUUUGAUGAAACACGUUUCUUUUGGCGCUACUAAAUGAUAUCUACUAAACCUUGUACUUGUAUGGAAAGCCUUUAUUUCAACAUGUAUCCUUGUGUAGGUAUACAAACAAAAAUUGUGCUCAUUGUUUGCAUUGUGACAUUUGCUGAUUUUGUAUAUGUAUAUUGUGUGAUUCACAUGUCUAUAAGCAUGAGAAGCGUUAAAUUACAGUCAAACCUGUCUAUAGUGGCCACUUUUUCUGUUUCCCUUGGGUGACCUUAAUGGACAGGUUUGACUGUAUCUCAUUCUUCACUUUUAGCAAAGAUGGUUGAUUAUAUGAUUAUACAUGACGGAAAAAGAAAUUUGUUUAACAAUUUUGUAUGCAAGACGUUAAGAAUUGUGCAGCUUGAGGUUACAUGUAUGGAGAAAAAAAGAUUUUAAAAAUAUGACAUUUUAUGGCUUGUGUGUGAUGAAUGAAAAAAGAAAUGGCUGGAGGGAGCAUUAUUUACAUGGCUGGAGGAAGCUUUAUUUUAAUGGUGCCAAAGUUUGCAUUUUUGUACUUUAUCAAUCAAAUUUAUUUUGUUAUGUAAUACUUGUAUAUAUGUAGAAAAUAUCAAUUAUCUUGUUCGGCAGUCCAUGUUAUGGGGAGCGAAAUAUUUUGUGUCUGCAAAGAAAAAUACUGUAUAUUCCUGCAUAUUGCACAAAAUUGUAAAAUAGUUCAAAGGUUUAAAGAAAGGAAAAAAAAUCAAAAUCAAUUUUGCAGUUUUUAUUCUACAGUAAAAAAAACUUUAUCAUAUGAAUUUUGUGAUAAUCUUUUAAGAUGAAAAAAAGGCACAUUUGCUCUAUAUAUUUGUUAAUAUUAUGUGUGGGUUCUUUCUAUCUCUCUUUCUUUUUUUUUCUUUUUUUUUAUGAGACUGCAUAGAUGCUAUUUUUGUAUGUUAGUAUAUUCACGGACAUAUUGUAUACCAUGUUUUAUGUAUUGAUGCAAGUAAUGUAUGAUUUUUUUUUACAAAUUGAUGUUGCUUAAUUGGAGUUAAUUGCAUGGGUUUGGAAAAUUUCAUAUUCACUUGUUCGCAAUAUAGUGUUUGUCUGUGCUAUUUUUUUGUUGCACAAGAUUAUUAAAAGAAAUGGAAAAAAAUUAA